UUGGCGAAUGAACAUAAUAUUAACAUUUAAUUCGCGGAGGUGUGUGUCCUGUUCUGUAGUGCUUACUUGAAAACUGUUGAAAAUAGAAGUUAUUCAAUUACUUUGUUCAUCAAAUUUGGUACCUAAUUAAUACAUGAAACAUAAAUGGCAGAGAUAAAGUCGUGUGUAGCGGUUGGGUGCGGUGCCAACUCCGAAGUAUGCCCUUAUCUGUUCUUUUUAAAAGUUCCGCAAAACCCGGAACGCAGGGUUGACUGGUGCGAUGCAAUGGGUGUCCCAGCUCGGAAAGGUCGGCUCUAUUGCUGCACACGUCAUUUUGAUAUACCCAACGACUUCGAUGGUGAUGCAUCCGCAGACAAAACCAGUGGAAUUCGUUUGAAAUUGAAGGGAGAUGUUCUACCGCACAAAGGAAUUUCAUAUCAGCUUGAAAUUAAAAACAUUUACGCCAUCUUCGACCAAAUGAAAAAGACUGGAAAGGUAGAGAAAACAUUUAAACACUUGUUACCUGCUAUUGAACAAGAUCUCGGUAUAAAAGUGCCACUAAAUAUAAAACCAUCGAUGUUGGAUAGAGCAUACACUUUGCUAAUAGACAACGUUUAUGAAUACUUUAAAAGUGAUCGUGUCAUAUCACGAUACCAAUUAGUUCAGCAUUUAAAAAGCUCUAGUGACAAAAUUACUGAAAUAGUAAAUGAAAAAGUUGUAAGAGGAACACAUGUAGGAAGUAUACAUUGGCGAACAAUUCAGCCAUUUCUUCAAUACGAAGCGCACGGAAGCUUAGAUUUACCCAUUGAUCAUGAACAACUAGAGCUGCUGUUUUUCGAAUCUGAGACAAAUCAACUAAAGGCUUACUCACGUCCAAAAAAUAAUAAUGUACGCGUUCCUAAUGACAACUCGGAUUUCAAACAUCUGUUUUUCACUCCAGGAAUACGAGUAAAUCUAAAUUUACCAUUUUUAGAAAUGGUACGACAAGUCAUAUCUAACUGUGAACGAUUCGUUGUCACCCCUAAAGGAGCCAGUCCGAAAAAUUCUGGCCUCAAACCAAAUGGAAGAGAAACUUUUCAAAAAGUUGAUAACCCUUAUAGACUUAAAUCUUCUAAGGUGGGACAAAACAUUACGCUGGAAUAUUUGGACAUUCUGAUCAAUUUAAUAGAGUCGUAUGACUUCAUGAUGAAUCAAAAUCAGCGAUCGACUCUAAUAUUUUUACUGCAGCAAAUUCGAAAUGAACUAUCGGAUUAUGAAAUGAAAGAACUACAAGUCACAUAUGGUUGCUACUUAUCGAAGUACAAAUAUUACCGAUUAAUAAAUAACGAUAUCAAACCGGAUAGUCGAGAUGGUGAACAAUACUUAUACGUAAAAGAAGUAAUAAAUCCAGAACUCAAUUUUCAAUUUUUGAAAGCUAUCGAUAUCGAUAUGAAAGAUUUCAGUAAAAUUGAGGAAUAUUUUGUUCCCAUUCUUGGAUAUGCUGAUGAAAAUCCAAACUAUUCCGAAGGGAGUCAAUAUUUGCAAUUUUCUGAACAGCUGAAAAAAGCAAUCACUUUUUCCUGUGACGAAUGCAAUACUACCUUUGAUUCUGCUUUGGCAUGGGUCACAAUACAGGAACACAGAUUUUGCGGUUGGAAAAAAUGGAAAUGUGCGAAUUGUCAACUGGAGUUCCAGGAACGUGAGAUUGCGGCCUGCAAAUGGAACCAUACCUGUGUCGAAAACUCACAAUAAAUGUAAUGGUACUAUUUUAAA
This is a messenger RNA of Sabethes cyaneus, 1731 nucleotides long. RefSeq lists its product as uncharacterized. The record is from RefSeq and is a predicted model, not a curated record. The transcript is spliced from 3 exons. The coding region runs from base 145 to 1710 and encodes 521 amino acids. NCBI's taxonomy places the organism in Eukaryota, Metazoa, Arthropoda, Insecta, Diptera, Culicidae.